UAUUUGAACACAAUGAACACACCUGGCGUCAUUCAUUACACACAACGACUCAAAAUUAAAGACACUUGUUGCUAAUGCUGUGACCACAUGUACAAAAGCAAGUUCAGAGUGCACAGUUUGCUGAAGAUUCCAAACAAACACAAUGGAUGAAGGCAGAGUCAGGGGAAGAGGAAUUCGAGUCAGAGGAGGGAGAAGAGCUGGCCAUGGAAGAAGAGGAGCAGGCCAACGAGGAAGAGGAGUUCAAAUCAGUGGAGGAAGAGGAGCAGGCCAACGAGGAAGAGGAGUUCAAAUCAGAGGAGGAAGAGGAGCAGGCCAACGAGGAAGAGGAGUUCAAAUCAGAGGAGGAAGAGGAGCAGGCCAACAAGGGAGAGGAGAAGGUCCAGGAGGGAGAGCAAGACAACCUCGCACCAUCAUUACGGACGAGAUGCGAGUCAUUGACUAUGGCUGAAGCAGGACUACGAGUCCGUCCAAACCUGAGUAGGUUCACCAUGGCCACCAUUAUCAGGGCAUUCAGACAACACAACAGAGUUGAAAGAAUGCCACAUAGAGGUGGGAGGGUUGCCAUAUUUACAGCGGGACAAGAAACCCUCAUUGUGGAUAUGGUUCGUGAGAACAACCUCAUCAGACUCCGGGAGAUCAGAGACGAAGUCAUUGUCGAUAAUGUCAACUUUGAGAGCAUUGAUGAUGUCAGCUUGGCCACAAUAGACUGAGUUCUCCGGUGCCAAAAGAUGCGGAUGAAACAGGUCUAUAAGGUUCCCUUUGAGCGCAACUCUGCGCGACACAAAGACCUACGUUACGAGUAUGUGCAAAGGAUAUUACAGUUGGACACGAUGGCCAGACCUCAUGAGUACCUCUUCCUGGAUGAGGCUGGCUUCAACCUGCAGAAACGAAGGCAAAGAGGCCGUAACAUCAUUGGCCAAAGAGCCAUCACUGAGGUUCCUGGCCAAUGGGGGGGUAAUAUUACUCUUUGUGCGGCCAUGAGUUUGGAGGGGCUUGUCCACCGGCAUGCUGUCCUUGGGUCUUACAACACCCAACAUUUGGGACAAUGUUCGCUUCCACAAAACAAACCAAAUCAGAGAGUGGUUCACCACCAACAGUAACCACUUUUUAAACGUCUGUCUGCCACCCUACUCCCCUUUCCUGAACCCUAUAGAGGAGUUCUUCUCAUCAUG
Molecule: messenger RNA, 1172 nt
Organism: Silurus meridionalis
Lineage: Eukaryota; Metazoa; Chordata; Actinopteri; Siluriformes; Siluridae
Product: cilia- and flagella-associated protein 251-like
Exons: 3
Coding region: 147-710 (187 amino acids)
Source: RefSeq, a predicted model, not a curated record